CAACAAGAAAGUUUUAAAACAUUAGGUAUUUGUUUCUAGAUUGUUUUCCAGUAAUUAUUACUGGAAAUAUUACUACUAUUUCCAGUAAUUAUUCAGUUAAAUUUUUAUUCAGUUAAAUUCAGUUAAAAAUGUGAUUAUUGUCAUUUAUGAUGGAUUACGCUUUAUAUAGCUUUUUAAUAUUUGGAUUUUGUGAUGUUUUAAUAGGAUUUCCAGAAGAAGGUUUAAGUGUUUCAAUGGUAAGUUCAAAGCAAUAUGAUUAUAACAAAUGGCAGACACUAACAGGCUGGAGAGUCUCAUCUCAACUCGCUGGACAGUAUAUAAGAGUUUUGGCCUUUGACAACACAAAAGCUGUUGUAACCAUUCAAACAUCUGGUAUCUAUUAUGUUUCUUUUCAUUUAAUACUUGAAGACAUUCAAGAUUCUUUAACAGCUGCAAUAUCAAUUAAUAAUAAGUAUGAUAAUUUUCCUAUUGUAAGUGCUCUUAGAGUAAAUGAUAUUAACACUGUUGGUGCUGCAGGUUUUUUAAAAUUGACCGCAAGUGAUACAAUAUGUUUGCUUGCAUAUUCGACAAAGUCGUACAUUGUUAGCAAAAAUACGGCAUUAAUUAUUCGCUAUCAUGGUGAUCCUUUAUCAGCCUCUGGGUUUUUGUUUAGUUUGCCAGAAUAUUUGUUAAAUAGCCAAACAACUACAAUGUUAUUAGGCCCUUGGGUAGAAGAAAUAUAUGGACAUUUUUAUAGUACCUUGAGCUUUCGACCUGGGCAGUAUGAGUUUACAAUACCCUUAAGUGGUUCAUACAUGAUUACAUUAAAUCUUAUUUUGACAAUUCUUCAGUUUGACUAUGAUAUAAAAUUAGAUGUUUAUGCAAGUGACACUUUGAUAUUUAGUAUGAGCAUUGAGGAAAUCCCCUUUUCAACAGCAACAGUAAACUUAAAUGAAAUUAUACACUUGAAUGUAGGAGAUGUUCUUAGAAUUGAACUUACAACUAAUGGCGCCAGAAUCAACUUGCGUGAUUUAAGUAGUUGGUCUGUUUUGUUAAUGAAUCAACUGGAUAAUGUAAACAAUGGUUUUCAUAGAAGUCUUGAUAAAAACUUGCUACUUUUAGAUACAAAAAACUAUCAGACUAUUGGUAACUGGGUUAUUCAGAACAACACUUUAUACUUUUCUCAGUUUUUAUCAUCAACAAUUGAAAAUGGAAAAAGUUUUAAUACAAAAAGUGUAGGAAUGUUUUAUGUUACAACAGACCUUAGUUUUUCACUUUUCUUAAAUAUUUCACAAUAUGGGUCAUUUUCAAUAGCUUUUUUUCAGGAACCAAAUGUUAUUUUUUCAGAGAAACGAGUAAUACCAAAAUCGCAAGGAAAAUUAACAAAUGUUAUAUAUGGACAAAACUAUCGAGUUAGUUUAGCUGGUGUAUAUAAACUUUCCAAGGUUACCCCUAUAUCUAUAGCUAUUAAAGGAGAAAACAUAACCAAAUUUGUUAUCAAUAAAGAGUCUACUUUUGCUGUUAUAGAAACCAGCUCUUCAUAUCCUGGAUUUCAUGCAGCAUUAGAUAGUUCAAUGCAUGUGGCGAAUCGUGAUAGAAAUAAACUUGACGGCUGGACAACCUUGUGUGGAAGUGGUUUUGAAGGGUUAUAUGAUUUUACAAAUGGCUUAAGUAGUUGGAAAGAUAAGUAUACAGUAAGUGAAGAUGGUUUGUAUUUAGCAGUUGCAAAUGUUGUUGUAAGUGAUGUUGAUGAUGGUUUCAUUUAUGGGUUUAUUAAACAGCUUAAUACUGACCCUGAUAUUAUUAUAGCAAAAACAUUUACUCCAUCAUCGAAAACAGCUGUUACCUUUGGUGGUUUUUUUUUGCUUAAACGAACAGAGACAGUAUUUGUUGAGCUCAAAACAGAUACUGAUGAAGAUUGGAAGGUUUUGAGCUCAGGGUUUUCUGUUGCUUACUUGGGAUUAAGUCCAAUAUAUUUUUUAAGUGGGUUAAAUGAUAAUUUUUUUGUUAACUCUAAGAAUGUUAUAGUUGAUAAUUGGAAGGACACAACAUAUAAUUUACUUACAAAUGGUGUAUUUGUUGCACCCUACGAUGGUGUAUAUUUUACAGUAGCAAAUAUUAUUCUUGAUGUCAAAAAUGGUUUCUCAGAAAAUAAAGUUUACAUAAGUUUAAAUAGACAGGAAAUUAAAGGGAUAUUUAGUAAAAAAAGAACAACAACAGCAAUUAUUGUAUCAUUGUUUUUGUCAGGCUCAUUUUAUGCAUCAAAAAGUAGUGUUAUUGCUUUAGCAAUUCAAACAGACAUUAUUGGGACUAAAAUAUCAGUGGGAAGUACAUGGGGUGUUGUUCUUGUGUCUACUUCAAAUCAAGCAUCGGGUGCAUUAGGGGUGUUGAAUUCAGAUACAUAUUUUGAUCAACAAAAUGAAUGGCAAAAUGCGGGAAACUGGAUGUAUAAAGACAACCAAUAUAAUAAUGGGCAAUAUCUUCGAUCUAAUACUCUUUCAUUUGAUGAUCCAACUUAUAUUGAAGUACUUGAAGCUGGUAUUUACUUGAUCUCUGCAAACAUUGAAGUAUUCUAUACAAUUCCAAAUCCACAACUAUACAAGAUUUCAAUAAAUUUAAAUGAUGAUUUGAAUAAAGAAACUGGUCUUAGUUUAUGGCAAACAUCAGUUUGGCCGAAACAAACAUUAAAUUUGUGUGGGGCACUUUAUUUAAAAGAAAAUGACAAAGUAUAUGUGCGUGUCUUAUUUACAUCUUUUCCUAAUACAAUAGUUUUAAGUGGUAGUGGAUUAUCCAUUGAGCUUUUAUCAAGUAGAAAAAUAUAUUCCACAUUUUUUGCAAUGUUAAAGGAUGAUUAUAAAGUUGGUUUAGUUAAAGGUAAUUUAUCAAAUUGGUAUUUUCCUACAUUGCUAGCUAGUACAAGUUUUGAUUUGAACACUGGUGUUUUAAUCAUACCUCAAUCCGGAUUUUAUAUGUUAUCAUUUACACUUCUUGUUGAAAAAGCUUCAGGAACACUUGUUAAUGGGAUAACAGUGGCUCUUUUAAUUAAUUCUGCUCCAAAAGAAAUAUUUUCUUAUGUAUUUGAGGAAACAAAGAUGCAUUUUCAUUUCAGCAAUAUAUCUGUUUUUAAUUUUCAAGAUCAAAUUUCAUUGUGUGUUAUAAAUAUUUUUGAUCCAAGUGUUAGUAUGUUCAACAUUUCAGAGGAAAUAAUUAGUGUAAAAAUAAGUAAAACAGCUUCAUCGUUUUCUUUAUCAUACAUACCUGAAAUGAAGGCAUCGCGAAGUUGGGCUAUGAAUAUUUUUACUCCUGAAGUUAUUCAAGUUUUGAAUAAAGAUAUAACACUUCAAAGUUGGUCUGAUCCAGAGAAUCAACUGAGUGCUUCUGCUUCAGGAGAUUAUUUUGUAAAAACCUCUGGAAUAUAUUUACUUAAAAGCAAAUUUAAUCUUUUGAACUUAAAUGGAUCAAUUGAAGUAAGUUUUGUUGGUAAAAAUAAUGCAAAGAUCUGUGUUAGCUUUCUUAAUGGUGGUAUAAAUUGUAGUGUUGAAAUGAAUUGUUUUACUGAAUUACUACUCAAUGAUGCUGUCUCUAUUGUUUUGAAAUCGUUUGAUGCUCCUCUAACGGUUGACAUAGGAUCAUUGCGAAUUGCUAAUUUAAUCACAACAAAUAACUUUGGUUUUGGAAAAACUCUUUUAAGUGAAAUAUAUUUGGAGCCACUACCUGAUAAUUGGUAUUCUAUUGGACCAUGGACAUUUAAUAAAACAGGUUAUUAUGGAUUGUUUAAUAAAAAAUUCCAAUCAUUCGAAAAUCAGUCUAUAGUUUUAUUGCAAGGAACUUAUCAGGUUGUUGUAAAUCUUAUUGUUGAUCUUCGAAAAAGCAGUUUCCUUGGUAAUCAUUCGAUUCAGUUGAUGUCUGGAUUGUUUCUUGACAAUGAAUUGCUAAUAUCGAUGUUCCAGCAAACUUUAUUUACUGCUCAGCAAAAUGUGAUGACCAUAAAUUUAGUUGGAAAUCUUAUCAUGAAAAAAUGGACACAAAUGGAGAUUAAAAUUAAAUUAUCUUCAAAUGCUAAUGUAACUUUACUUCAAACAAGUUCAUGGGGUGUUGCAUUAAUAGAAAAUUCUCCCUUUUCAAAUACUUCAGACAAAGGACCUAUUAUGCUGACUAAAUUUUCACCAGCCAAUUACUCUACGUGGGUUGUUGGUAUAAGUAAAGAAUGGAAGUGUGAAGCAUCUGGUGACGGCAACUUGGCAUACAUAUGGUAUAAAAAUAAUGAGAUUAUUGAUGUACAAUAUGAAAAUAUUGGAUAUUUAAAAAUUGCUGGAAACAUCAAUGACAGUGGUAGCUAUAGCUGUGUGGUUCAGUUAGAUAACAUUAAUGUUUCUUCCAAUUCUCUUUACAUUAAUAUAUAUGAUAUUGAUGAAUGCGCUUUAAAAAUGAAUAACUGUUCAACAAAUGCAACUUGUUUUAAUACUCCUGGAAGUUUUUUUUGUCAAUGCAACUCUGGAUUUUCUGGUGAUGGUCAGUUGUGUAAUGAUAUUAACGAAUGUUUGCUAAAUACCUCAUGUGCACUAAAUGCAAUUUGCGAAAAUGUUCCUGGAUCAUGGAAUUGUAAUUGUCAAACUGGAUGGAAUGGUACUAAUCCAAAAAAUAAUUGUACUGAUAUAAAUGAAUGUGAAAUAAAUUCAAAUAUUUGUCAAAAAGUAAGAUCCAUGUGCAUAAAUACUCCUGGAUCUUAUAACUGUAUUUGCAUGGAAGGGUGGCGGAAUGAUGGAGUUAAUUGUAUAGAUAUAAAUGAAUGCUUAGAAGAAAAUUUUCAAUGUGACAUCAAUGCAUUCUGUUUAAAUACAAAUGGUAGUUAUAAUUGUAUUUGCAAUAAAGGUUUUGAAGGAAAUGGAAAAUACUGUGAAAACAUUAAUGAAUGUUUACCCGAGUAUGAUUUUCUGCGUAGUAUUGACAAUAAAUGUGUGAACAACUCUGUGUGUGUAGACACAAUAGGUAGUUAUACAUGCAAUUGUCAAAAUGGAUUUGAAGGGAAUGGUACUGUCAGUUGCAAUGACAUUAAUGAAUGUGAUAACCCAACUUUUUGUAAUGCUAAUGCUGAUUGUAUAAACACAAUGGGAAGUGCUCAAUGUAAAUGUCGAACUGGUUGGACAGGUGUUGGAAAGCAGUGUACUGACAUAGAUGAGUGCCUUGAAUCUAAUAAUUGCAAGAAUGGUAAUUGUUCAAAUACAAUUGGAUCGUAUACUUGUGUAUGCUUUACUGGAUAUCAGUUGAAUGGUGUAACAUGUCAAAGUAACAAUGGUGGCUCAACUGCAGCGCAGACUUCUUGCGGUGACCCAAAAAGUUACAGCUGCAUGUGUGCUGACACUAAAAAACGGGACAACAAUAUCCUUUGCAAUGGUUUAUUUUUAGCGCUCAUCAUUCUUUCUGUAAUUGCAAUAAUUGUUGUGCUAUUUGUCGUUAAGUAUAUGAAAUCAAGAAAAUUGAAGAAAAUUGGCCCAGUGAAAGUGCAAAGAGAUAAGUACAUAGAAAUGGAAAACGAGUCUGAGCUAUAAACACUUUUAUUUUGCAUAAGUUUUUGUAAAUAUUUCUCGGAUAAAUCUAUUUAUAAAUCAAUUUAGGUUUAUAAAUUGAAUGAAUAGAAAGGUUAGCAGCAUCUGCAAGCACGAUACUCGAUACAAAGAUUUGACUUUGUAUAUAUCGUUUUAAUAGUUUGAGAACAAAGUUUUUCUUAAAUUAAACCAAUAUAUUGAUAUACAUUAAAUAAUUGUAUUUUACAAGUACUUAUUUUCUUGAAGGCUUGUAUUCAAGUCGAAGAAUAAAAAUCGCA
Molecule: messenger RNA, 5803 nt
Organism: Hydra vulgaris (swiftwater hydra)
Lineage: Eukaryota; Metazoa; Cnidaria; Hydrozoa; Anthoathecata; Hydridae
Molecular function (GO): calcium ion binding; protein binding
Source: RefSeq, a predicted model, not a curated record